UGAAAGGUGGCCUGGCAUACUAACGCCAAAAUAUUUCCCGGUGAAUAUCGAUCAGAUAUUUUUCUGUCAUUUGUGAACAUUCACCUCAAUAACGUCCCCGAAAACGUUGAAUCCUCAGUGCCUGUUCACUCAGCAAGAUUUACAAGGAGCUUUUCAGUAACGGACGUACUUCACUUAUGCUCUGUCAUUUGUUCAGUUCUGCCAAUCUAUGUUUUAUUUUUCGGCUUGCUUGUACCAUCGCACCAAUCACUGAAAACACUGACAAAGCCAAGGAAAUAAUUCAAAACCUUGCCCCAUAAAAAGUAGAGUACUUAUCCACCAAGACAGUCAUACCCGCAGUCAUGUUGCGUUGUGUCAAGAGGAAACCAAGUAAGGGAUCAGAAAAAAGCAGAUUGGAUGCCGAAGGAUCGCCAUCGUCGCUCAGAAGACGAAUGCUUUCAGGAAGUACUGAGGAACUGUCAACUGCCUCGAAUUCUUUGAACCGCCCAUCACGUUGGUCGAUCGCCAAAAAGUCAGCCACCUUGUCUGGACAUUCCACAACACAUACGCUUAAUGAAUCCCGUUCAAGCAGCAAAACCAAGAGCUCUAGUGUUUUUAAUCCUACCCGCUGGCGCACACUUUCAGUAAGUUCGUUAUUUUCCCCACACAAACGAAAGAAACAUGAUGAAUCGGCCACUGCAACCUCUUCGGGUUUCGUCUCACCCUCAGGUGAGACAGAUAUUCUCCAGGAAAGGUCUGGGUCGGCCAUUUCAGCAAAUAAAAGACCAGAAACGAUUGCUAUCGCUCAAUCGCAUGCUACAGCCUACGACACAGAAGCCUCUACACCGACAGGAAUGAUCAGCGAUAAUGAGAGACCUACUUCACUGAGUUUGCAAGAAGAUCAUCUAAACAAACUGACAACAGCUGCCAUGGAUGACAGAGAUGCAUCAGACAACACACCAACCGAGCCUUUGAGUGGUUCGAAGCCUUUUCCAGUCGUCAAAGCAGAAGACCAUCCUGACCAAGCAUAUGAGAAACGAGGCUUACUCAAACUUGUUUCCAGUAAAUUUGGUUCAUCCUCGAACAAAGCUACAGAACCGGAAAACCAACAUGAAGAUACCAGCGCUGAUAAUUCGGCAGAUGCCACGCAGAGCUUUUUACGAGCCGCAAGAACAGGAAAUAAGCACAAGUUGGCUGACCUACUCGAUUCCAGGGUGGACAUUGAUGUGGCAAAUUCGAACGGUUUGACAGCUUUACAUUUGGCAGCGAAAGAGGCACAUACAGAAGUUGUGCAUGAGUUGCUCAAACGGGGCGCCAAUGUGCAUGCAGCUACCAAAAAAGGAAAUACCGCCUUGCAUGUUGCCAGCCUUGCUGGUCACCUGGAAAUUGUCAAGCUAUUGAUCGAAUUCGGUGCGGACGUCAACUGCCAAUCUCAAAAUGGAUUCACUCCGUUGUAUAUGGCUGCGCAAGAAAAUCACGUCGAGGUUGUUAAUUUGUUGUUGAAUCACUCAGCGAACCCCGCUUUGUCUACUGAGGAUGGUUUCAGUCCACUAGCGGUGGCUUUGCAACAAGGACAUGAGCGCAUUGUCGCUGUUUUAUUGGAGCGCGAUUCCCGCGGAAAAACUCGGCUGCCGGCAUUGCACAUCGCUGCAAAAAAGAAUGACAUUCACUCGGCAACCCUAUUGCUGAAUAACCCGGAAGUCAAUGUAGACCAUGCAUCCACGAGUGGUUUCACACCGCUUCACAUCGCUGCUCAUUACGGCAAUUCCGGUAUUGCAAAGCUCCUGCUUCAGCGUGGUGCAAAUGUCAAUUAUGCUGCAAAGAAUUCUAUCACACCAUUGCAUAUCGCGUCCAAGUGGGGAAAAAACGAAUUGGUCGAGCAGCUGCUUAGCUGUGGUGCAGAAAUAGAUGCGCGGACGCGAGAUGGUUUGUCACCGCUACACUGCGCAGCACGAUCAGGGCAUAGGGAUGUUGUGGAGACACUGCUCAAAGCGGGAGCGAACGUCGGCCUGAAAACAAAAAAUGAGUUAACUCCUCUGCAUAUGUGUGCUCAAGGAGAUCACGAAAAAGUCGCUCGCCUAUUGCUACGUGCUGGUGCAAAUCCAGAUGCCAUCACGGUGGAUUACCUCACUCCGCUGCACGUCGCAGCACAUUGUGGAAGUGUGAAUGUGGCACUGGCACUGUUGGAGGCACAAUGCAAUGUAAAUGCUCGGGCAUUGAAUGGCUUUACUGCCCUUCAUAUUGCGAGCAAAAAGUCAAAAAAGGACGUGGUGGAACUGCUUGUGAAACAUGGAGCACUGUUGGAAGCAGCCACUGAGACUGGACUAACGCCACUGCAUGUGGCAUCAUUUGUCGGAUGCACCGAUGCGGUGGAAGUGCUUCUCCAACGUGGGGCGAAUGUUAAUCAGACAACCCUGAGAAAUGAGACCGCAUUGCAUUUGGUGGCAAGAAACAACCAGGUUGAAACAGCUAAAGUUUUACUGAAACAUGGAGCCCAAGUGGAUGCAAAAACCCGGGAUAACCAAACGCCACUUCAUGUAGCCGUGAGAUCCCAUUAUCGCCCGAUGGUCGCUUUGCUUCUUGAUGCUGGUGCUGAUCCGAACUGUUCUACAAAAGACAGCUACACUGCCCUACAUUUGGCCACAAAGGAGGAUUCCGAUGAGAUUGUCAGUGCUCUACUCAAACAUGGGGCUGACAGCAGUAGCAAAACCAAGAAGGGAUAUACUCCCCUGCAUCUGGCAGCAAAAUACGGAAAUCUGGCCAUCGCACACACUUUGCUGGAGCAUGCCAAUGCAGAUCCCAACUCCGUCGGCCACAGUGGUUUUGCACCAGUUCAUGUGGCCGCUUACUACAAGCAGAGUUCGAUCCUACAACUCCUCGUGGAUUAUGGGGCAGAUAUCAACAAGACCGUGAAGAACGGGUUCACGCCACUACAUUUAUCAGCCAAACGCAAUAAUCUCGAAUGUGUUCGAUUUCUGCUGGAGCAAGGGGCAAGUGUGGACGCCAGAUCUCGAAAUGGCUACACGCCACUUCAUCUCGCAGCACAAGAUGGGCAUUUUGAUAUUGUUCAAACCUUAGUGGAACAUUACGGAGCCAUCCCCGAUGCUGCAGCGAAAGAUGGCCUCACACCGCUACACUUGGCUGUGCAAGAAGACAAAGUACCUGUCGCCGAGUGCCUUCUCAAUGCUGGUGCAUCUUUGCACGCUGCAACGACAGAUGCGCAUUUCAUUCCGCUUCACUCGGCUGCCUAUCGAGGACAAUUAAAUGCUCUACGCCUGUUACUUAGUAAAACCCCAGAAUCCGAAUUGCCAGGUAUACUUAACGCAAGAACUCGUAUGGGCUGUACACCAUUGCAUCUUGCUGCGCAACAAGGACAUGUUCAAACGGUACUGAAACUGCUGCAAUCAGGCGCAGAUGCGAACGCGCGUAAUAGACAAGGAUGGACUGCUGCACAGCUAGCUUAUAAACAACACUAUCUGAACUUGUUUGAGGUCCUACAAAACGUAACCACCAACGUGAGUGACUGGUCCGUGCCGAGUCUGACUGGAGCCGGACCUGACGGUCAGACUGACGGGGACCCGAAGAUGGUAACCGGGUCAGUAACAUUUGAGAAGGUCGAACAGGUGGUUGAUCACAUCAUCUCAGACAGCGAAGACGAAACAGAUGAGCUCUUGCCCACACCAACGCUACUACGUCGUCGUGAUCGCCCGCGUCAACCUGUUGGAGAUCAAGAUUCCCUUCGAUCACGCACGGCUUCCUAUGACUUCAUCUGUCAACAACUUGAGUACAUGCGAACGCGUUUGGGUGAUGAGAUGGUUAAAUCCGGUAUCCAGGACGGACGAAUUGACGGCCACCCAAAAUCUCUCGCGAGUGAUCAAGAACAAAUGGUGAUCGCGGCCAAAACUGCUGGACAGGUGCAAACUGUUCAACCUUCUCCGGCAGGUUUGUCCUUAUGGGAUUUUGAUACGGACAAUAUGCAGCUUACGCGGAAGCCCAUUCGAGCAGGGUUCCUUAUUUCCUUCCUCGUGGAUGCGCGCGGUUGUUUAGUUGAAGCACAACGCCGGACUGAUCUGCGCUUCUUCAUCCCUCCUAAUGCGUCACCUGCUCCAACUCGAAUUAUCUGCCGUGUCCUUCGACCGGAAUUCGCCCCGAAUCAUCCAAAUAUGAACGAUGGCGAAUGUUUGGCCGCUCGGAUCCUUGAGAUGGCUCCCUUCCAAAUGCAGUUUACCGUACCCAUCCUAAUAGAAGUACCACACAUAGCCUCCUUGCGAAACCGUGAACGUGAGAUAGUGAUACUGAGGAGUGAAACAGGAAGUUCUUGGAAAGAACAUCCACUAGAAGCGACAGAUUCCGCCGUACGGGAUGCUCUUGGUGAAGCGUUUGACCGCAUAGAACCCGAAAGUACGCUACGUGGCCGUCAGAUACACCGGAUUCUUACCUACGACUUUCCACAGUACUUUGCGUUACUAUCCCGCUUCCGACAGGAAGUUGUUCUUGUUGGAUCAGAAGGCGGUCUAAUCAGUUCUACUGUAGCACCACAAGUUCAGGCGGUUUUCCCUCCCGGUGCGCUACAGAAACGAAUAAAAGUAGCACUCCAAGCACAACCUAUCGCGCCGGAAUUGGUUAGGCGUCUUGUUGGUCCCCGCGUGUCUGUAUCUCCUGUGGUAAGCAUUGAACCAAGAAGACGCAAGUUCCACAAACCAAUCACAAUCACAAUCCCGCUCCCGCGACCGCCACCGAAAUCUGAACAGGGAGCUGCCAGCAAUGUUCGUCUGCUUUGCAGCCUCUCUGGAGGAACCAACCCGGCCGUAUGGGAAGACAUAACCGGAGUGACCCCGAUGACAAGACAAAAGGAUUGUGUAUCAUUUACGACAACUGUAUCCGCAAGACUGUGGCUAAUCAACUGUCCUGAACAGGCCUCAGCAGUGGAUAUUGGCAGUCGCAUCUACCGUGAGAGCAUUGUGCCUCCUGUGAUUGGCCGCUUUGCCGUAUUCGUUAGACAGCCGAUGAAUUUGGAUAUGAACGGGGAAAGCCCCACUAGCGCACGACAGUCACCUGGUCAGUUGCGUGGGUUACACCGCCCAAGUGCUGAACUGGCCCAAUUACGCUGCUUGUGUCUAACAGACGACCAGGAGGAUAAGACUUUGGAAUGCCUUGAACGCUUUGCUCUCAUUGCAGUUGGAACACCAACAGAGGUGCUUGAAGAUACUGUUUACUGGAUUGAACUGACUGGGAAUUUGGCGUCGGUUACUAAAGCAGACUCUCAACCAAGUUUGCUUGUUCGGCCAUUCCAUGAAAACCGUGUCACAUUUCCUGUUCGCGUCCGGGACUCUGGAUUUGCCGAGCCUGAAGCCAACCUGAUAACGGGGAAAAUUGCGUUCUUGCGCGACCCGCGUCACACCAAACCUCCGGUAGAUGAUGUUCAACUACCACAACAACCGGUCACAACGCUUGAUCUACGUCUUCCAAGACCAGGAGAAUCCAUUCUGGUUGCCACUGCAGAUUCCGAAAUUAUCGGUCGAUCGGAACUCAAUCGGUCCAUGAUAGCCCGACAAUUGGGAUCUGACUGGCAGAAAUUGGCCUCGGCUUUGGGUUUCUCAGAAGAAGAAGUCGAGUCUAUAAUACGUACGCCAAGUUCCUCGCCACCGUCCAGUCAUGUGUCUGAACAAGAAAAGGCCGAAAUCUUGCUGAAAAUGUGGCAGCAAAAAUUCGCCACCAACGGUGCGUCGGAAGAAAAACCUUUGGGAAACCAAUUGGCAGAUGCUUUGAUCGCCAUAAACCGUUCCGACGUCAUUCAUCCCAGCAUGAUCGCCAUUCGCCCGGUGGUUUCUCCAGACGAACAGGCUAGGGCAACCGCUGUGUUGGACAAGAAGAAACCACUUCCGAAGCUUGUCGAGGAAGCGCCGAAACCUCCCACAACCGUGGAGAUGGUGCCACAGGCGACACCAGAAAGCUCAAUGUUCGCCGGACCAAUGGAUGAUUCCACAAUCUCUACUGACAAGGGAAUUUCGAGUAUUUCGGCUUCUGUACCAUCGAUGUCUCCGAUCAAGACAGAAGCACUUUUUUCGACGGAAUUAUUCCCAAGUCAGCCGAUUGUGUCCCCAUCCGAACAACCCCCUUACGAGUAUUUGCCCGAAAAUGUGGUAGUUGUCCCUGCUGCCCCGUUGAUGUACGAUGAACAACCCCAGAAGAUUGAAAUCACUCGACUUCCAGAAGUGAUUACGCAGCCUCCACUUUUUUCGACGGAAUUAUUCCCAAGUCAGCCGAUUGUGUCCCCAUCCGAACAACCCCCUUACGAGUAUUUGCCCGAAAAUGUGGUAGGUGUCCCUGCUGCCCCGUUGAUGUACGAUGAACAACCCCAGAAGAUUGAAAUCACUCGACUUCCAGAAGUGAUUACGCAGCCUCGUGUUGAUGAAGACACAGCACCUCGCAGUGUCACUGAAAUGGCAAGGGCGGCAACUGAAGACACUGUUCCUCCUGUACCAGUCAUUGAGGCUGAGAUACCGAUUGCAGAAGCAAGCGCACAACCGAUCGAACCAAGCCAACCAAGGAUUCCUGCAUCUCUUGUACCGGAAGCACCACUCAUUCAACCACAAGCUAUCCUAACAGCAGAAACCAGACCACCACAAAUAUUCGCAGCGGAAGUUGAGGCAGCCGACUCAGGACGAGUACCGAAACACGACGAAGCACCGCCAACCAAAGUCGAACAAGUCACACUAAAACGGGAAGAGAAGGUAGAGCUUCCAAGGAUCCCAGCCGAAAAACCGUCGGAGGGUUUACCAGUCACUGAAGAACCCGCUGUGGAAGAAAUUGUUACUGAAACACGAAGAACUGCAAUUGAUGAAGCCCGACCACUCCCAGGCGAUACAACCGCACUUGUGGCGGCUGCACAAGAGCUCGCUCAGUCGAUCGCAGAGGAGGAGGUGCAACCAGCGGGUGUGACAGAGCCAACUCCGGGUGUUCAUGAAGAGUCCAUUGAGCCUGCGGUCGUUGAGAGGCAUCCAAUAAAGUUGCCGGUUGCAGUCGAGUCGUUCCCCGAUGUUUCUCUGGCUGGGUUAACUCAACCGCAAGCAGAGGCAGAGCCUUGUGAAGAACACGCCGUACCGCGUGCACCUUUUGAACACGAAUUUGUUGCUAUCGCGGCUGAGGUAAUCGAACCUCGAAAACCUGAUCUGUUCGAACAAGAGCAUGAACUUCCGGCUGUUGGCACAGAUGCAUUAUCAGAUGAAGAAUUCGAAAAGGUCUAUUUAGAGGCAAGACAGUAUGAAUAUCAACCAAAGAUUCCAAUUGAACUGGAACAUGCAACAGCUGUCGUUCAAAUUCCAACCUUCCCUCCAGGGCCCGCGGGUCAUGAUGUGACACAAAGUAGUCCGGAAGAGUCACAUUCUUUUGAAGAAGUUGAGGAAGUCCUACCGGAUGGCACGAUUGUAAAAAGCAGAACAGCCAUUACAGAAACAACACAAUCGGUAUCUUGUCAUGACUGGCAGGAAGGAGUUGACGCAGCACUGGAAUCUGGGAGAUUCGAGGUUCAAGAACCUGAGGAGAAAAUAGAGGUUGAAGAAAUCGAGGAAGUUCAGCCCGAUGGGUCGGUUAUAACCAGAAUCGUCACAACCAAGCACAUCGUGGAUCGUGUUGUGGAACAUGCUGUCUCGGAUGAACUGAUUGCUGAUGCUAGCCCUACCGAAGAGGAUGUACAAUUUCCGGGGAAAGGUGACCGGGAAAAUGCCACUUUUGAAGUUGACGGGUCUACUGGCGCCAUUGAUGGGGAAUAUCAGGCUGAGGCCGGAAUGCAGGAUCGAGAUCACACUGAUACGGGAAUAUCUGAUGAACUGUUUCAUACACCAGAAGACCAGACGGAUCGAAGGAUUGCGAUGACCGGAGUAAAAGAGAGGAGGUCGGAAAUUAGUUUUGAAACGGCUGAAGGGGUGCAGUCCUUUGUAAUCGUAGGGGACAAGAAAACCUCAGAGCCCCAUGGAACCGAAACCUUCCUCUCAGAUGACGUGCAGUACAAAGAAAUCACGUACGACGAGAUCGCGCCUGAAGCUACACAGCAAGUUUUUGAAAGAAACAUAGCUGUGAUCCAAUCGACGUCCGUGGAACUUGAAGAAAUUGAUGGUGGUGCCAGAAUUAACGAUGAGGCGUCACGCAAAGUUGAUAUUCAGGAAGAUAUUACAAUUUCUUCAGAAAAAAAUAGGAUAAAAGACUUGGUAGAGAUGGAAAUGUCAACGGCUGGACAACAAAGGAGCGAAGUAACAAGUAGUCUUCCCUAUGAAACGAAUAAUCUGGCAGCUACCGAGUUUGACGGUCGAAGAAUGAAGGAAACCCGAAGUGAAGGGGCAACUAAAAGCCUGCCAAAGCUUGCACACGAGAAUACGUCUAGAGAUGACAACGGAGAGUACGUUUACGUCAACGACAUAGAGGCAAAUGAAGCAAUGAAGCUACAGGGGGAAACAAAAACAUAUCACAAAAUUUCGACCCAGCAAAACAUACCAGAAAUUAUGACACAACAGACUGAAGGACGAGAUGAAGCGUUUGUAGAAAAAAAGGAAGCCGAUGAACAAGAAAUUUUGAAAAGACAAACAACAGAAGACCAAAAACCCACCAAAAAAGAGCAAGAUAAUCACCAAGAAAAUCAAAAAUGGCGUGAGCGGGAGGCAUUAGUAGACGGAUUUGUAUACCUCGAAAAAGAAACCGAGAGCCAAACAGGCAAAAAGUCCAAAGAAAUUGAGCCAGAGCUGCACCAGGAGACGAAGGUGGAGCGUGAGUU
Molecule: messenger RNA, 8746 nt
Organism: Opisthorchis viverrini
Lineage: Eukaryota; Metazoa; Platyhelminthes; Trematoda; Opisthorchiida; Opisthorchiidae
Exons: 37
Biological process (GO): signal transduction; negative regulation of delayed rectifier potassium channel activity; neuronal action potential
Cellular component (GO): axon initial segment; synapse; membrane
Molecular function (GO): transmembrane transporter binding
Source: RefSeq, a predicted model, not a curated record